AAAAACGAAAGCUGAAAGUAACUUUUAUCACAAAAAUUCUCAAAAAUGUGUUCGCAACAAGAGACACCUAAAAAUAUUAAUGAAGCUACAAGUAUCCCGAAACAGGGAACCCAGACUCAACCUGGAGUCACGCAUGAAAUGAAACCUUUUCCUGUGGUUCAUCACUUACCACAGGGGGAGGAUGAUCAUCUGGAAGAAUAUCAACCUGCUAAUAAAUUGAAAAACAAGAUUGCAUUGAUUACUGGAGGAGACAGUGGUAUCGGACGUUCGGUUGCUUGUUUGUUCGCUUUGGAAGGAGCUUCCGGAAUUGCGAUUACUUACCUUCCUCGUGAAGAAAAGGAUGCGCAUGAAACAAAAGAAAGAAUCGAAAAACAAUCGAAAACCGAAAUUUUGUUAAUAAAUAAGGAUGUUGGAUACGAAGAAAACGCAAUUGAUAUCAUCAACCAAGUUGUUAAGAAGUGGGGAAGAAUUGAUAUUCUGGUGAACAACGCUUCUGAACAGCAUUUGACAAGUCGUAUUGAGGAUUUAUCUUCUGAACAAUUGGAACGAACUUUUAGAACAAACAUUUUUGGCAUGAUUUAUCUUGCGAAACACGCAGUUCCACAUAUGAAAAAAGGUAGUACAAUUAUCAAUACGACUUCUGUCACCGCGUACAAAGGAUAUGCAACUUUGCUUGAUUAUUCCUCAACCAAAGGAGCGAUUGUCUCCUUCACCAGAUCUCUUUCUCAGCAUUUGACCGAACGCGGAAUUAGAGUCAAUGCCGUAGCACCCGGGCCAAUUUGGACUCCGCUUAUUGUUGCAUCUUUUCCAACUGAGGCAAUGGAAAAAUUUGGAAAAGAAACUCCCUUGGGAAGACCUGGACAGCCAUCUGAAGUUGCGACAAGUUAUGUUUUCCUUGCUAGUAGUGAUUCAAGCUAUAUCACCGGACAAGUUCUCCAUCCAAAUGGAGGAACAAUUGUCAACUCUUAACUUUGAUAUAAUCGUUUCACAAAGUAUUGUGUAGUACGAAAUAUAAUAAUAAAUAAAAAUGGUUUUUUUUGACUCCGACAAAUGAAAAUUUUUUUU
Molecule: messenger RNA, 1065 nt
Organism: Rhizophagus irregularis DAOM 181602=DAOM 197198
Lineage: Eukaryota; Fungi; Glomeromycota; Glomeromycetes; Glomerales; Glomeraceae
Molecular function (GO): oxidoreductase activity
Source: RefSeq, a predicted model, not a curated record